Molecule: messenger RNA, 4717 nt
Organism: Drosophila yakuba
Lineage: Eukaryota; Metazoa; Arthropoda; Insecta; Diptera; Drosophilidae
Gene: rst
Product: irregular chiasm C-roughest protein
Exons: 8
Coding region: 489-2780 (763 amino acids)
Biological process (GO): cell-cell adhesion
Cellular component (GO): cell-cell junction
Molecular function (GO): cell adhesion molecule binding
Source: RefSeq, a predicted model, not a curated record
CGUUCCGUUCGCUCGUACCGUUCGCUUCGCAGCGGCGGAAACUCCGUACUUUCGAAAGCUGGUAUCUCAAAGAUACGUCUCGAGACCCCGAAGACGAGAACUCGCAUAUUCGCCCGAGAAAACUCUCAAUAAAUGCUUAUUAAACCGAAUAAUAAUUAAACAUAUUUUUUUUUGGUGCAAAACGUAAGCCAAAAAAUUUCAUUUUGGUGUGGAUUACCAGUGGAAAAGUGUGUGCUUAAAAUGGAAUAAACAAGGCUAUCAUAAAAAAAAACAAAGCCCUAAAAAACCAAACAAGCUGAAUAUUAUCACCUAACGAUUAUGGAUUAGUGCCAGUGGCAGAGUCAGUUAAAAACAUAAGCAUAUAAUAGGACUAAGGAGACAAACAAUCUCAAGGCCCAAAGGCAAGGAAUAGAAAGGAGGAAAACAAGAAAAGUGGGAAAGUGACACUCAAGACUUCAGUUCUCCCGUUAAAAAGGUGUUGAAGCACCAUGUUGCACACGAUGCAGCUGCUCCUGCUGGCCACCAUUGUGAGCAUGGUCAGGAGCUCGCCGUACACGAGCUACCAGAACCAGCGGUUCGCCAUGGAGCCGCAGGAUCAGACGGCUGUGGUUGGGGCCAGGGUCACGCUGCCCUGCCGGGUGAUCAACAAACAGGGCACACUCCAGUGGACCAAGGACGACUUUGGACUGGGCACGUCCCGGGAUCUGAGUGGUUUCGAGCGGUACGCGAUGGUGGGCAGUGACGAGGAGGGCGACUACUCCCUGGACAUUUACCCAGUGAUGCUGGACGACGAUGCUCGCUACCAGUGCCAAGUGAGUCCCGGCCCCGAGGGCCAGCCAGCCAUUAGGUCCACAUUCGCCGGAUUGACGGUGCUCGUCCCGCCCGAGGCGCCCAAAAUCACCCAGGGCGACGUCAUGUAUGCCACCGAGGAUCGCAAGGUGGAAAUCGAAUGCGUUUCAGUUGGCGGAAAGCCGGCUGCUGAGAUUACCUGGAUUGAUGGCCUGGGAAAUGUCCUUACGGAUAACAUUGAGUACACGGUGAUACCGCUGCCUGAUCAGCGACGCUUUACGGCCAAGUCCGUCCUGCGACUGACCCCCAAAAAGGAGCACCACAACACGAACUUCAGCUGCCAGGCGCAGAACACGGCGGACCGCACCUAUCGCUCGGCGAAAAUACGUGUCGAGGUGAAAUAUGCUCCCAAGGUGAAGGUUUAUGUGAUGGGCUCGCUUCCCGCCGGUGCAGGGGGUUCGGUUGGUGGUGCAGCAGGCAGUGUCCAUAUGGGCACCGGUUCCCGGAUUGUGGAGCACUCGCAGGUUCGUCUGGAGUGCCGGGCAGAUGCGAAUCCCAGCGAUGUCCGUUACCGCUGGUUCAUCAACGACGAACCGAUCAUCGGCGGCCAGAAGACAGAGAUGGUGAUACGCAAUGUGACUCGCAAGUUCCACGAUGCAAUUGUCAAGUGCGAAGUACAGAAUUCCGUGGGCAAGAGUGAGGACAGCGAAACCCUCGACAUAAGCUAUGCUCCCAGUUUCCGGCAGCGACCACAGUCGAUGGAGGCGGACGUGGGCAGCGUGGUGUCCCUAACUUGCGAGGUGGACAGCAAUCCCCAGCCGGAGAUCGUCUGGAUCCAGCAUCCCAGCGACCGGGUGGUGGGCACCAGCACGAAUCUCACGUUCAGUGUCAGCAAUGAGACGGCUGGAAGGUAUUACUGCAAGGCCAAUGUACCCGGAUACGCCGAGAUUUCGGCAGAUGCCUAUGUCUAUUUGAAGGGCUCGCCGGCGAUCGGAUCCCAGAGGACACAGUACGGUCUGGUGGGGGAUACGGCCCGGAUCGAGUGCUUCGCCAGCAGUGUUCCUCGUGCCCGUCACGUCUCGUGGACAUUCAACGGCCAGGAGAUCAGCUCGGAAUCGGGACACGACUAUUCGAUCCUGGUGGAUGCCGUGCCGGGGGGCGUAAAGAGCACUCUUAUCAUUAGGGACAGCCAGGCCUAUCACUACGGAAAGUACAACUGCACGGUGGUAAACGAUUACGGCAACGACGUGGCCGAGAUUCAGCUGCAAGCCAAGAAGAGCGUUUCCCUGCUGAUGACAAUCGUGGGCGGCAUUUCGGUGGUGGCCUUCUUGCUGGUGCUGACCAUUCUGGUGGUGGUCUACAUCAAGUGCAAGAAGCGCACCAAGCUGCCGCCAGCGGACGUGAUAAGCGAGCACCAGAUCACAAAGAACGGCGGCGUUAGCUGCAAACUGGAGCCAGGCGACCGCACCUCUAACUACAGCGAUCUGAAGGUGGACAUUUCGGGCGGCUAUGUGCCCUACGGCGACUACAGCACGCACUACAGUCCGCCCCCGCAAUACCUGACCACCUGUUCGACGAAGUCCAAUGGCAGCUCGACCAUUCUGCAGAACAACCACCAGAAUCAAUUGCAACUGCAGCAGCAGCAGCAACAGAGCCACCACCAGCAUCACCCACAGACCACCACCCUGCCAAUGACCUUCCUGACCAACAGCAGCGGCGGCAGCUUGACCGGCAGUAUUAUUGGAUCCCGUGAAAUCCGCCAAGACAACGGGCUGCCCAGUCUGCAGUCGACCACCGCCUCGGUGGUUAGCUCAUCGCCAAAUGGCAGCUGCAGCAACCAGAGCACCACCGCAGCCACCACCGCCACCACCCACGUGGUGGUGCCCAGUUCGAUGGCCCUGAGCGUAGAUCCCCGUUACAGCGCCAUCUACGGCAAUCCCUAUCUCAGGUCCUCGAACUCAUCGCUGCUGCCGCCACCCACUGCCGUUUAGGGUGGACCAGCACUGUCCACCACCACCACCACCACUGCCAACAAUAUCGAUGACCCACUGAGCCACGCUAAGACUGAUCUCACAAGGAACCGAGGCCCCGGCGGCUGCUUUAGGGGGCCAUCACUGUUGGUGGUGCGUUUUUUCAGCUACCAAAAAUUCGAAUUGCUUAGGUUUAGACACUUAGCUCACAUACAUCCGAUUAUAUAGACAAAAUCGUAAGCUGAUUUUUCAUUUCUAUAGUCCUUAGGUCUAGGGUACUUUAUGUUUUUUUUGUCGUUUUUGUGUUCUUAGCUUAAGGAUCUUACAGUAGGCUAAUCCACAGUUUGAACUAGAGAGAGACUAAGCUUCAAAGAAUGAGUGUUAAGCAUUUACAAAACGAAAAGAAAAAACAAAUCUUAGGAAGAUUAGAAAGUUUUACUGCUUGUUGAGAAAACGCCUUAAUGAAAUAGUUAACUGAUGGGGAAUUUAGCCUCCAGUUAAAAAAAAAAAAUGGUUUUCUUGGAGGCGGAAAUAUGCGAGAGCGGUUUUGAACAUGUUCUCAGAUUUCAAGCACUGUUGCAAAUAUUAUUUUCCAUUUAAAUAUUAUUUCCCUUAACCCAUUGUACUUUUUUAUGUGUCUCUUAUACUCAAAACAUUAUUUACUUUUAUUUUUAAAAUAUUUGAACAACAAAUUUCAGAACUAUAUUUUACCGCGCACCUCCACCUAAGAUUUUCAAAUCCCAAGAAUAUUCCUUCGUCAGAAACAGCUGCCCCUAUAUAAUCCGCAAAAAAAUAUAGAAAAGUAAACGAAAGAAUUCAAUUUUAUGUAUACACAGAUACAGAUAUAGUAUAUGCUAAAUGUUAAUGAAAUAUAUACAAGCAUGAAGACAUUCAGUUGAAUGGAUAGCGAGUAAGAAACGAAAUGCCAAAGUACCUGAUAGUAUUUAAGUAGGGGGUGGAUCGGCCUUUGGAUCGGUGCCGCCCCCAUCAACUUCUUCUGAAUUAUGUAGCAUUAUCUUUUCGCGCCGGAACUCUAAGCUAUGACUUGGAAUUCAAUAGUGCGUUUUACGGUUAAAUAAAUAUAGAAGCUAGAUCUUGACAGUCGCCUUAACUUAUGACACGCCCAUACAUCUCAAAUCGCCCAUGCCCAUGCAAAUGUAGGAAACAAAACAAAAUGAGAGCGUAAACGUAUUCAAUUCGUCAGUUCAAUUGUGCUAAGUGUACUUCUAAGUGUAUAACGGUCUAAUUAUCCUAGUUGUAGCCUAACUAAUGAUAGACACGCAUAUUUAAAGUACGAGUAUAGACCUAGCCCUAGAUAUACAUCCAUGCAUUUUUUUUCAUAGGCCUAAGCAUUAUAUUUUGAUAAGCCAGCGUAUUUCGUCUAAGGAUCCACGGAAAAGUAAACAUUACUAUUUCUUUUUGCUAUAUUUAUUAGCUGUGGGUAUUUUAUUAGUGUCGCCAAUUAAACGCGAAACGAACAAAUGUUUUUUGUUUACAUACAAAAUGCAUAUGAUAAAAGCAAAUAAGCAGCAUGAAACACACACACACAAAGUUAAACACGAAAGCAAAACAAAAAAACUGAAUAAAAAUGUAUUGAUAAAAAGAAAGCCGAGGAAAGCGAAUUGAGAGUUGGACAUCAAAGACGAAAGACAAAUAUACGGUUGGGGGAGGGGGGCAAAAAACAUUUUUAAUUUGCCCAGGUCGGAAGGACCAACUGUCAGCUAGCUGCAAAAAGCCAAAAAUCAAACAAACAAAAGUGAAAUGAAAAUGUUCCACCACUGGCACCGCUGGCACCACUUGCACCACCACUGCCAGUCAUGUGUGUUAAUUUAUGGCAAGUCGCCUCGCCGUUCUCGGAGUUUCUGCACUGCAGAAAAUGGUGGGUAUAUUUUCGCAUUUAAGAAUGGUUUGUCUUUCGAGAAUAAGCAAGUGGUGAAAAUAAAAACUUUUACAUAAAA